Molecule: messenger RNA, 3498 nt
Organism: Trichoderma harzianum CBS 226.95
Lineage: Eukaryota; Fungi; Ascomycota; Sordariomycetes; Hypocreales; Hypocreaceae
Exons: 4
Coding region: 1-3498 (1165 amino acids)
Molecular function (GO): protein binding
Source: RefSeq, a predicted model, not a curated record
AUGGGCCGCAGAGAUCGGUUGAAGGAGCGCUUCUCCAGGGCUUUUGGAAGUGGAGCCAGCAAUCAAGCUGAUACAACGGGUCCUAAUGGACAGCAAUUACACGGACAGCAGGCAGAGAGCAGGAGAUUCAACGAACCGCCAGAUGAAGCGAAUACGUUGUUGAAAUGGCCCGAAAACUUCAAAGGUCGCCUAACCAAUGACAUGCCAAUUCAAGAGCUCUGGGAUAUUGCCUACGAGAAGCUUCGAGAGGAGGAUGCUACGCUCAUCACACACUACGAAGCCGAGCUCAGAGGCAGCGUUACCGCUGGCUUAGGCCAACUCCUCAAUUUAAAACAGCAUAGAAGAGAGUGGAUGCAAGCAAUCUUACAAAGCAAGAUGGACAAAGUCAACAAAAAUGAUUUGGAACUCCGAUCAGGCAAUUUUAAAGGCCAAGCCAAAGACGUCAAGCAGCCCUUUAUUACAGCUGUAAAUUUAGCUAACGACUACAUCGGGGAUGUCGCGAGCGCUAAUCCGUGUACAUCCAUUGCCUGGACCGGAGUCAGUUGUCUUCUUGCGCUCUUCAUGAAUAUAUCUGAGGAAAAGGCUUCUCUAGCAGAAGGGCUUGAGUAUAUCGCUUCGCGUAUUGCACAAAGCCAAAUGAGAGAAGAACUCUACGUCGAAUGCUAUGAAAAGGGAAGGCACAGCCAUGAGAGAUUCCGGCAGUCGCAUACGCAGUACAAGACUUCCUUGGAGAAACUCUAUAGGCAAAUUCUGAAAUUCCAGGCCACUGCUUGUUGUUACUACUCGGAAGACUCUACUCGCCGCCAUAUCGUUGACGCCUUCAAAGGAAACGGCUGGGCUUCACUGGUGGGUGGGGUUCGCGAACAAGAGCGCAACUUUGCCGCCGUCGAAGAGAUGUGGCGUGACAUACAGCGCUAUGAGAGACACCUGACAACAAUAAACACAUUUUCAGAGAUGAAUGCAAGACUUUCCGCAUUAGCAGACCACGACUUUACUGAUCUGCUAAAAUGGCUAUGCAAUGUUGACCCUUCUUCAAUGUACAAUGCAGGACUUGAUAGGCGUGAGGCCGGCACGUGUGAAUGGUUGAUCAAGGAUAGUGAGGAAUUUAAGACUUGGGAGACAAGUGAUGGGUCAUUGUUGUGGCUCCAUGGUAAGGCCGGGUCGGGGAAAUCGAUCCUAAGUUCUUCCGUCAUCAAAUACCUUCGAGAUCAAUAUGUAUCAGAGCCGUCGACUGUGGUAUCAUACUUCUAUUUCAGCUUCAGCGACCCCGAGAAACAAAAGGUCGACGUCAUGCUCGCAUCCCUCACCAAGCAAAUCUGUGCUCGACAGACUAAGAGAUCACAAUUGAUGGAACGCCUCGGACAGUACAAAAUUAGCGGCCAGCGACCAGAUACUGAGACGCUGGAAGCAGUGUUACUUGCAUCCGCAUCGGAAUUCGCUAAUGUGUACAUUGUUAUUGACGCCCUUGAUGAAUGCCCGCUGCUUAACGAGCAACGAGGAAAGCUCCUAACGAGUUUAAGGCGUAUAUUCGCAAUUGCACCUAAUAAAUUUCGCUUCUUUUUAACAAGCCGGAAGGAACCAGAUAUCGACAACAAAAUACGCCCCAUUUUAUCUUCAACAGAUAAGAAUGAAAUUGACCUCUUAGCUCGCCAGUACAUAAUCAACUGGGAUAUCAUUCACUACAUCGACUCUCAGCUAAACGGCGACGAGUACAAAUCUUGGCCGAAGAGCGUAAAGGAAGAAGCGAGAGAAUCACUCGUGGAGAAAGCCGACUGCAUGUUCCAAUAUGUCCAGCUUCAGUUAGAAGCACUCCGACAUCUUUCAUCUGAACCUGAAGUACGCGAGGCACUUCAAACCCUUCCCAUUGGGCUUGACGCCACGUACAAUAGAGUUCUGGAAAGCAUUCCACCGCACUUCCAAGAACGAGUCAUACACUCGCUUAAGUGGCUCGCCUUUUCGAGGACGGUCUUAUCAAUCGAAGAACUCGCCGAGAUAUUCACUAUCCGCCCACACAAUGAUACUCCCUUUAGUGAGAAGGAACGCCCCUUUUCACCUACUGACAUAUUGAAGUAUUUCUCCGGUCUAAUUAUCGCCCAAAAAGACGAUGUCUCAGUGAUGUUCCCGAGAGAUGCACACAAUGUCACUCGAAUCCGGCUAGUCCAUUUCUCUCUAAAAGAGUAUUUGGUUUCUAGAAGAAUAACGCAGGGCCCUAAUUUAGACUUCUCAUUUACAGAGGUUAACGCUCAGCUUUCCAUUGUGCAAUCGUGCCUCGCCUACCUGAAUCAUUUAAGCCACUGGUUUGCGAGUCACGGUGUAGGAUAUCUUUCUCAUGACACUGUAGCCAAGUCAUAUCCCUUGGCAAAUUACGUUGCCUGUUUCUGGAUGGAUCAUCUUGAGGAGAUUCCACGUAUAUCAUGGCCAUCUGAUAUCGCAAGAGAUACGACAAAUGCACUUGCAGCUCAUAGCCAAAGUCUACUCACUUUACUCCUAUUGAGCGGUAACAGAAGAUACAUAAUGAAACCAUACUGUUAUACAGCUAAGGACGGUCAUUACCAACUAACUAAGAUGUUGAUUCAUCAGAAGUCCGGUGCAAAUAAGUAUGUUACGCGAGAAGAGUUGGAUGAGGCACUGCAGGACGAGGUAUACAAAUGGAACAGAUGCACAGAUCAGGUGCAGGUCUUCCUCGAAGCAGGAGCAGAUGUUAAUGCACAAUGUGGCUUUUAUGGCUCAGCUCUGCAAGCAGCUGCGAGAUCCAAAUGUCUAAAUGCGCUCAAGUUUCUUGUGGGCCACGGAGCCAAUGUCCACUAUUUUUUGAACAACGACGAAUGUUUGCUCACAUGCAUAGAUGAAGAAGGCACCGACUGUCUAGAGUUUCUCCUUGACAGUGGUGCUGAUAUAAAUAUGCAAAACAAACAGCAUGAGACAGCACUUCAUAAGGCUGUAAUGGGCAGCUUCGGUGCCAAUUUUGAUCUACUAUUAGAGAGAGGCGCCAACAUAAAUGCCUUGGCCGUUUCUGGUACGCCACUCCAGGCAGCGUGUAAGGCUCGACCAUCGAAAUUCAAAUUUGGCAAGGCGCUGAGGGAGAAAGCUCGAAUUGUGAAGAAACUAUUAGAGAGGGGUGUAGAUCCGAACCAUCGGGUUGGGGAGAUGGGCACAGCACUACAGCUUGCGUGCGAGAACCGAGGCCUUUUCCCCAACCGUCAUGUGGCAAUGGAGAUCUUACAACUUCUAGUCGAAAAUGGGACAGUUGAAAAGGGGACUAUUAUAAAUGGGUUUGUUGUUGAUGAGGUUGACGAGAUUGACCCUUUUUGUCCUUCCCGAUUCGAGGAACCGAAAUGGGACACAAGACGUCCUAUACAUCCCUCAGCAGUCGAGGUUGUGAAGCUUCUCGUUGAGAGUGGCGCCAGGAUCGAUGACGGUCCUCUAGCAUUACAUAUGGCUUCCUUGAGUGGGACGAAGAGAAGGUUCGCCGGUUGCUCGAUCAGGGUGCUGAUGUAA